Messenger RNA from Aureobasidium musti, 1326 nucleotides. NCBI's taxonomy places the organism in Eukaryota, Fungi, Ascomycota, Dothideomycetes, Dothideales, Saccotheciaceae. The record is from the annotation of a GenBank genome assembly.
AUGGCAGCCAUUCGCAUAGCACCAACCCGAGCAGCAAGAGCACUCAACCUCUUGCGUGCAGUAGGCACACACGGUCCAGGAUGUCCAUGCCACAGCAACCCCGGACACCACCACAAUCCUCUGAGCAUUACCCAAGGACGACGAGCACUCGCGACACCUGUCGACUACUCGCAACAGAAGGAAUAUGCUUUUGAGAUGGCAGCAUCGAGCAUUCGAUUUGGACCCGGCUGUACCAAGGAGGUUGGCAUGGACUUCAAGAACAUGGAAGCAAUUGCGUUCGCCAAACCUCACGCUCCGGACGCGUUCCUUGCUGUCGGAGGUGGUUCAGUCAUCGACACGGCCAAGCUCAUGAAUCUUUAUACAAGCUUCCCUGAGGCCGACUUCCUGGAUUUCGUUAACGCCCCUCUUGGAAAAGGACUGCCUAUUCAGGGCAAGCUGAAGCCGCUUGUCGCAGUACCCACUACAGCAGGAACUGGCUCCGAGACAACGGGCACGGCCAUUUUCGAUCUGGUGUCAAAGAAGGCAAAGACGGGUAUCGCACAUCGUAACCUUAAGCCAACGCUGGGCAUAUGUGACCCUCUUAACACCCGUACCAUGCCUUCUGCUGUGCACGCAUCAAGUGGCCUCGAUGUUCUUUGUCACUCUCUGGAAUCAUGGACGGCCAUUCCUUACCACGAACGCGUACCAAGACCUCGCAACCCGAUCGAACGACCAGCAUAUCAGGGUGCCAACCCAAUCUCAGACAUCUUCAGUCUGCAAGCUUUGAGGGAUACAGUCAAGUACUUGCCCAGAGCAGUCAAGGAUCCGGAUGACCACGAAGCACAGAGCAAGAUGCUGUUGGCAGCAACCCUGGCAGGUGUUGGUUUCGGUAAUGCAGGUGUUCAUCUGUGCCACGGCAUGAGUUACCCUGUCAGUGGUCAAAAUCCAGGCUACAAGCACAAUGGCUACAAAGUAGACCAUCCAAUUAUUCCUCACGGUGUCAGUGUCGCGGUCACCGCACCUGCUGUCUUCAAAUUCACCGGAGCAAGCAAUCCAGAAAGACAUCUUGCGGCAGCCGAGUGCUUCGGCGUGGACAUUAGUCAGGUCAAGAAGGAAAGUGCUGGAGAGGUUCUGAGUGAAGCACUGGCCAAAUUCUUGGUAGAUCUGGGUGACCAGCCUAGAGGAUUGAAGGAUCUAGGCUUUGGAAACAGCGACGUGGACCAGUUGGUCGAGGGAACCAUGCCACAAGCAAGAGUACUCAUGUUGGCACCAAGCUUGGAUAUGCAGAAUGUGGACGAGGAGAGAGCACAGCUGAGACAGCUCUUCGAGGACGCCAUGGAGUAUUGA